AUGACCGAGCAAAAUGGUCCUGAAAGGGAUUUGGUCUCUCUUGCGAACGGUCCGCCACCGGUCAGAUAUGCUCUUGCUCACGUUGAACCUUCCAGGUUAACUCAGUCUUCGAACAGCUACCAUGCGGACCCGCGAUCACGUAUUUAUGCUACUUUCGAAGAGGCGCGAAGUCAGAUGGAAACUCUUUACGGAGGCUUCUUUGGGCCCUACAAGCUGAUUAUAUCCGGUGGCCCGUGCUGGUUAGGGGGAAAGAAGAUUGACAGCGAAAAGAGAACAAAAGCAAAUCGAUACAAAUGUUCAGUGGAACUUUGCAAUUGGAGAGCCCAGAUACGUACAUUCGAUUGUCCUGACAAUCACUUUACGAGUGUCUAUGCUAUUUACAUCACCUCAAGCAGUCAACACAAUCACGACUUUACCCGGGCACCGAAGCAUCAUACCGAUCAAUACGGAUUGCCUCCAAUCAUGAAGCAACUUGCUUCAUUCUUUGUAUCUUCUCAGUGGGAGAACAGAAGACGUAUGGUCCUGGAGAUUGCCCCCAACGAGAUUACAUCAUUCAUUUUGUCUACGAUAUUCCGGGAACACGUUGCUUAUCAGCAUCUAGUGGACUCCAACACCAAGCGAUAUCACUUGGCAAACCAGAUCACCAAUCAUCUACGAGUUGUGAAAAGGAAUUACAUCAAGAAAGCAAUUGGUAUGGAGUGUAUUAUGGAUACCGAUGCACUUUCCCGUGUCCUGGCAUUGUAUCGAUUUGUCAUACCUUUUGGUUACCUUCCAAGAUCGGAUUACACUUCACCAGAUCAGCUAUGCGAGGCUCUCCGUGUGCCUGGAGUCGAAUCGGGGCAUAUGUUUCUGUUCAGUUUGUCCGAAGGCGUAAUUGUUGAAAGAUACAAGAAACGCAUUGUUGGUUACGGAACAAGGGACAUAGAGCAUUUUGAGAAAAGAGUGGAGCAAUGCUUCUUCGCUGUUUCUGUGGGAAGUCUAUGGCAAUUGAUGCACUUCUCCAAUCGUCCACCUGGAACAAGACAAAUCUGUUCUGACGGAACCGGAGGAAUCAGUCAAGAUUUUGCUCCAACCAUUAUCUGUGGUGGACUAUCACAGAAAUUCAGGGACGACCAAUCCAAGGUUACAUCAUCCAUUCGGCCGUUUGCAUUCAUGAAGGGUUCUGAAGCCAUACAUCCGUAUUUGUUGCAUCUCUACUGUCUACGUGAUAUCUGUCGUCAGUUGUUUGGCACCCAUUUCACUAUUGACUGUGGAAUGUCGGAUCAUUCCUCUGCGUUUGUGACUUCCCAUCGCCAUUAUCGAUUGUGGCCGGAAGUCUGCGAUCUAAAUUGGAAUCCCAAGAACGUUUCCAUCACGGAGCAACAAUCGCAGACAAUCUCUACCUCUAGCAUUCUUUCCUGGAAUCGCUUGGAAAGCAAUUUGGCAAAUCAAGUUGCCAUGAAACACAAUGUAUCGGGGGAUAUUCUUUCUUCAGACAAGGAUGUCAAGCGGUCAUCAAGAAAUCACCCUUUGUCAUUCCCAGGCGUCAUUGUUUCUGUCCCAACUGGUACUUCGAAAGCAUCCAAAAAAGGUAGACAACUCAAGGAGAACGUUGGGUAUCUUAAGCUCGUGACAACAAAGUUCCCUCAAUUUGUCCAGCCAAAUCAUGCCAAGAACACUACCCUUGCGGAAGUACUGAAAGCUUUAAUCGAAGAGAAGGCAAUCGCGAAGAAGCGGAAAACGUCCGGAAGUCAGACAAAGCUUUCGAAGCCAACCUAUCCAACAGCCUAUCACAUGAUUCAAUGGAUACACCGGUGUCGAACGGAUCAACAGAGAACAGCUGUAUCAUACCUCGUUCUUCUUGAUUGGAUUACUCGUGGAGAAACAUCUGCUGCUGACUUGUUCUAUCGCUCGUACUUGUCCUUUCCAUUUAAUUGCUGGAAUUACGCUACUACCAAUGAGCAGAUGACCUAUCCCAGUAAUUGUGCUAUGGAGAGCAAUAUGCAUCAUCGAGUAAAGAAGAGUGCUUCUCAAACAAUCAGAGCUAACGUGUCUACGGAAGGUUACAUUAUCGAAACUUUGCCGAAACUGUUUGACAAUUGCGUCAGUUCUGGAAGAGAUCCUUAUCACGGAGGACCGACAGAGAGAUGUCUCUUUGCUGGAAACAUUGAACACUUCAUUCCGAAAACGAACAUUGACCCUGCAAUCCAAGAGUAUUCGAAGACAGCCAAAGCAAUGAUUGAUUCCACGAAAAACAUUUGCCUAUUGAAAUGGAAGAAUGGGAAUAUUGUUGGUGAUUGCAUUGAAUGCUGGAAACAUUGUGGCUACGAUUGUCCAGGUGCCGCGCAUCUACGUAGCUGCAACAAUCUUCUUGAUCAGACAUUGGAGAACAAAAGAAAGGUCAAGUGCAAUUCUCGUGGACUCGUGGCCAAAUCACUUGUUCGCGGAUCACAGCAUCAAAUGUACGUUGGUGGGAGAUCUACUGUCACGGGAAAGAGACGGACUGCACCGGUUAUGUUGAAGUCAACAGAGGCGUUCUUGAACUCUCUUACGUUACCACUGCUUCGAGACACUGCACAGUAUCUUGGCAUUAUGAAAGACUGUCAGAAGAACGGAAACGUAACACGAGAUCAGCUCGCUUCCGUUGUCAUAGAUGAUUUCUUCCGAGACCCAUCGGAAUACCGAAUGCGACGGAAUCGAGUCAAAGUUGAUCCCGCAGACCUACUUGAUGAUCUCUCGGAGGCUUCCUUUGACGUCAAUGGAGCAAUGGAAUCAUUUGACGGCGACGAUGACGAAUUCUUGAACAAGUUCAACGUGGAAAAUUUGUCUUAG
This is a messenger RNA of Seminavis robusta, 2811 nucleotides long. NCBI's taxonomy places the organism in Eukaryota, Bacillariophyta, Bacillariophyceae, Naviculales, Naviculaceae. The record is from the annotation of a GenBank genome assembly.